GAGAAGGCCGUGAAGUUGGUCACUUGCCGCGCCCGCAUACUGCACGCAAUCGACCUCGCAAAAUCGAUACCGCACUUCAUUCUGUCAAAUGUGCUCAAAUGGAUAAUGGCAGCGACAGCGAUUGAAAGAAUGUCGCAGAACAAUACGUUUCUGUCGAAAAGGAAGGAAGAUGCCGAGAAUAAAGACAACUUGUGGUCCUCUAUUUUGGCCGAAGUACAAAACAGUGGGAACAAUAAAUUACCAUCGAACAAGAACGUCCUUGUCUUAGGUGAUAAUGAAAGUGGGAAAACUACACUCAUCGCUAAGCUGCAAGGAGUGGAGGAUCCAAAAAAGGGGUCAGGGCUAGAGUUUGCAUACAUCGACGUUAGGGAUGAUUACAGAGAUGACCAUACGAGGCUAUCUGUGUGGGUUUUGGAUGGAGAUCCUGGUCACGCAAAUCUGUUGCGAUUUGCUUUGAACGCGGAACGGUUUCCACAUACCCUCGUUAUAUUAGUUGCUGCCAUGACGACACCUUGGGCCAUUCUUGACCAGCUUCAAGCAUGGGCUGCCCUUCUUGGAGAUCACAUCGACAAACUUCCUUUAGACAAUGACGUUAGACAACAAUGUAGACAACUCAAUAUUAAAAAAUGGCAAGAAUAUACGGAACCAGGAGACGAACUAGAUCCAGGAAGUCCGUUACGCCGUACUAGUAGAAACCUGGAUGAUGAAACGGCAGAAGGUUUACCUUUGCCCGAAGGGGUCCUUACGACCAAUUUAGGCCUAGACGUUGUGGUCGUAAUUACCAAAACUGAUUACAUGUCAACUCUUGAGAAGGAACAUGACUAUAAAGACGAGCACUUCGACUUUAUGCAACAAUGGAUCAGGAGAUUUUGUCUGCAGUAUGGAGCUGGACUGUUUUAUACUUCAGCUAAGGAGGAUAAGAACUGUGAUUUGCUCUACAAGUACCUUACCCAUAGAAUUUAUUCUCUACCAUUUAGGACACCAGCUUUAGUUGUCGAGAAGGAUGCGGUACUUAUUCCUGCUGGAUGGGAUAACAUGAAAAAGAUCAGUAUCCUUCAUGAAAACUUACAGUCGAUGAAACCGGAUGAUUAUUACCGUGAUAUCAUUGCUCAACCAGCAACAAAUCGAAAAAGCGUGACAAGGGAAUUCGAAAUUCAAGCUGAAGAAGAACAAGCCUUUUUAGCGAGACAACAGGCUGCUCUAACUGGCCUGAAGGAUCCCACGCGUUCUCCGACAGCGCGGAACCAGGCAAGCACGGGCCCAGUCAUACAGGUGGCAUCGCCCAAUAAGAAAUUGGAUCCAAAAGGCGCCGGAGGGACCCCGUCAGGAGAGGGUGUUUUAGCGAAUUUCUUUAAUUCUCUUCUUUCUAAGAAGACCGGAGCAUCGCCUGGAGCACCAGGUUCCCCCAGUAGCGUGGGCACGAGUCCCGUAAAGAUCGAUUCCAUGGUUUCAGACGGCAGCGCGGUGGACAAGGCGGCGGUGCGCAACGAUGCUGUGGCAGAGCUGGACCGCAUCACGCGAAGCAAGAAGAUCCCUCAGCCGGACCUGAACUCGUCGUCCGAGUGUUAAGCGGUCGCAGAUCACUUCGCGUUUCUUGGCAUCCGGUUAAAAGCGCGCGCUCGAACUCCUUAAAGUCACGCAACUGCCCGGACUCGACGGGAGCUAUUCCUCGGAGCCGAAACAGUUUACGGUCUCGUCGUCCCCGUGGAAAACCUUAGACAAUCGUUCGCGACUGACUUAGCACAAUUCCAAGCAGCGAAUGGAACGUUCGACUCGUGCACAUCCGAAAUGUUCAAGGAAUCUGGAGAACGCGACGAGGCGCGCACGAUUUCCACUCUCAACGAGAGACCUCCCUCGAGUCUGUAAAUAAAAAAUCAUUGCCGUUCGCGGGAUCUGGCAGUUCUCCGAAAAUUAACGUAGCAACCGCGCGGCCUUUUCGCCGUUCCUCCCGACGUCCAUCGAACGAAUCGCUUUUCCCGAACAUCGGUCAAAUUUAUUUAUUUAUUAAACCGCCUCUAGCCAACGAUUGCGAAGUCCUGCCGACGCGAGCGUACAUGUAUACAUACUAUGUGUUCCUUUCGAAGUGUUUUUAUAUUAUUACUUUCGUCGCUUAGGCUCAUCUCUUGCACAAAAAAGCGUCCCACUUGAGGGUUCGAUAAAGCCAGGUCGGCCAUAUUGGAUCGUGGCAUCGGACGCGAGAAAAUCGCGUCAAAUUCCCGGCGGGUAUUUGGCACAUUUUUUUCACGGUUUUACCGAGCAUAGACGCCGUGGUAAUCAACGGAUGCAUUAACUGUCGGCCAAUUCGAAUUUGCGAUGACAUUGUGUUCAUCGUCGGAUAUUCGGCGCAAAUUUCAGGCAAUUUUUUGUCGCCAAAAUUCAAAAUGGCCGACUUGGUGAACACGUUGCGGUUUAAUAUCGCGGGAGAUAACAUUGUCGUAACACGUGUGCAAUAAUGGUUUGAGCGUUUCCUGCAGCAGUGAUUUAAUGUCGAGACUCGAAUUUCGCAGUCGUGCUAAACAAGGAGUGGCAAAAAUCGAGCGCGAAUGCAAUUUCAUGCGAAGGCUGACUAAGCUUCGGAGGAGAGGGAGAGGCACUUCGCAGCUAUGUAACAGCUUUGGGCGUCCCGUCUAUCCGCGAAUUAAUUAAUAGAAGAAUAUUAAAUUAAUGUAAUAAAACUAUUUAAUAUAAUAAUAAAUCCGAAGUAUCCUUGCGCACGUGUCCCUGCGUCCACCAUAAUAAAUUAUUUAGCGUGUAUUUACGGCCACUCGCGCUUCUCAUACUUACGAGGGGGAAAAAGAAAAAUGGAAAAAAGUGUGUAUAAGGGAACGAGUUUAUAUACGUUUAAUUUUUAUACGGCGGCUUCGAUUUCGGAAAGUUACGGGCGGUCUAACGUAGGGAACCGCGCGAUCGUUGGAAGAAGCUCUCGAAGAGAUUACGUUACGACGGGGGAAGUUUGUACGAGUUGUAUAUUUACGUGAGAUUCGUUUUCGUAGAGAUAGGAAUCGCUUUUGUAUCGCAAACCGAACUCGAGAAUGAGAUGUGAUUGUAAAAGCGUAGAUUUAGCGCGUCGCACAUUCGCUGGGCGCAAAAUCUUGGUUUCUUUCGGAGGGAAACUGUAUAUUUAGUUAGUACGCGCAUCGCGUUUUGGCUCAUAAUACGAGACUCAUACGAACCUUAUUAAAAAUAAAUAAUUUUUCACACAUAAAUGUUGUAUUUUCAAGAACCAGUGUCACAAUUGACGUAGCUUUGACAUUUGUCUAACCCAAUAAAUCAUUAUUUUCCACUUAAUGCGAAGAAUAACGUGGACCAAGAAUCGCUUAAAUUAUAUAUAAUUAGUAAAAAAAAAUUACUUCAACAAUGAUUAUUUUUAUUCAAUUCGUGUAGACAGAAUGCCAUGUAGUCGUCACAAGUGACCGAACUUACUGAACACUGAAACUGAACUUCACGUUUUCGCUCCUCUGUAACAGUAUUGUUUCGACUAUUUGUAAUUAACACGAAAUUAUAAAUAAGGAUUAAAAUAAUACAUAAUACACGACGAAAAAGGUGUACGCUCAUGUAUGAAAACAUCCAGCUAAACAUUAAAACUUCAUUCGAUGACACGAGUACUUCGUUUUUCACUCGAUCGCAUAGAAGCAGUUGCGAAGGCACACACUGUGUGUACAUUUGAAAAGCAUACAAAAGAUGAAUAUUUUUUAGUUCAAAACUGAAACAAAUUUUAUGACGAGAA
Molecule: messenger RNA, 3727 nt
Organism: Orussus abietinus
Lineage: Eukaryota; Metazoa; Arthropoda; Insecta; Hymenoptera; Orussidae
Gene: Dlic
Product: cytoplasmic dynein 1 light intermediate chain 2
Exons: 10
Coding region: 106-1569 (487 amino acids)
Biological process (GO): microtubule cytoskeleton organization; microtubule-based movement
Cellular component (GO): cytoplasmic dynein complex; centrosome
Molecular function (GO): dynein heavy chain binding
Source: RefSeq, a predicted model, not a curated record